Messenger RNA from Opisthorchis viverrini, 2880 nucleotides. RefSeq lists its product as hypothetical. Bases 1 to 2880 code for a protein of 959 amino acids. The record is from RefSeq and is a predicted model, not a curated record. NCBI's taxonomy places the organism in Eukaryota, Metazoa, Platyhelminthes, Trematoda, Opisthorchiida, Opisthorchiidae. The transcript has 16 exons. Gene Ontology annotation, molecular function: protein binding.
AUGGAUAAGGGUGCGCAAGCGUACAUGGCCUCAUCCCUUGGGUUUCCACUAUGUCCAAGUCUAGAAGACCAUGAAUCUGAACAAAGCUCCUCAAAUAUCGACAGCAGGAGAUCGUCCACUGGAGAACGUCAUGAUCCGCUCCCAGAGGAGCUACAAUUUCUCAAAAUUCGUGACUAUCUAAGUCAUGUUUUGCUACAGCUUCAUAAAGAAGUGACGCAGCGCGCACGUUAUGAAGAAAAAGGAAUAGAUUCUGCCGCAGAUAAAUCAGUCAAGUUUCAUGAAAGGCAUUCGAUUCGUCACAAGCACGCAUUCGUACAUGAUCCAAUACAUCAGAAUGAUGUGGCUCUUGCAUUCCAGUGCGUGGCAAUGGGUAAUUCGGGCGACCUGUUCGACAUGCUGUUCGAAUUUCCAGAUUUGCUCAAAGCUCAGGAUCCUUCCGGUUCGAGUCUUUUGCACUGUAGCAUUGAGAAAGGGAGACCGGAGUUGGUGAACAUGUUGCUUUCAAGAGGUGCUGUCGAUAAAAGCCUUUGUCAGACGGUUAUUCCAAUGCAUACAGAUCGUAUUCACUUCAAUCUCUCCCAAUCCCUUUUAGAUGUAAACGCUCUUGACGCGCUGGGUAACACACCCGUGCAUCUAGCUGUCCGAGCCUGUCGGGUGGAUAUCUUAGACCUUCUGAUAUCUAAUGGGGCGAGACUGACGGUAUCUAACAGAGACGGACUGCAACCCGUGCAUCUUGCCUCCGAACUCGCCUUUGUUGCCGAUCGUAUUCACUUCAAUCUCUCCCAAUCCCUUUUAGAUGUAAACGCUCUUGACGCGCUGGGUAACACACCCGUGCAUCUAGCUGUCCGAGCCUGUCGGGUGGAUAUCUUAGACCUUCUGAUAUCUAAUGGGGCAAGACUGACGGUAUCUAACAGAGACGGACUGCAACCGGUGCAUCUUGCCUCCGAACUCGCCUUUGUUGCCGGUCUUAAAAGGCUCCUGACUUACAAAGACGUCGAAGUGGAUGCACUCGAUGAACGAGGCUCUACUCCAUUGUAUCACUGUUCUUUGCAGGAUAGCGACGAAUGCGUGCGAAUCUUGUUGGACCGCGGAGCUAACAUUUAUCACAAAAACGCAUUCGGGAGCUCCGUUCUUCAUGAAGCCAUAUUACAACAUGCAGUCAAAUGCGUCCACUUAUUGUUCGAGCAUGAAAUCGUAAAAUGCUUGCAAGAUGGUUUAAAACAAACAAAGAGGUCAUCAUCCAGUCUAAUGGCAGUUGACCCAGUCGAUCAGAAAAAGUCAACAAGCCUGCUAAGUCGACUUGGUGAUUGGAUCGGUGUAGGAAAUCCUUCUUCCCGUCGGUCUAGUACCUUCUCAACUUCAUCUGAGCCAACGUCUACGUCUUCGCUGAUCAAUCUUGUAGAUGACGAAGGAUUCUCUCCUAUUCACGUGGCCGUAAACACGGGGAAUAUGGAGUUGGUAAAAGCUUGUCUUGACCGAGGAGCCAAUGUUCUGGCACAGGAUCAUGCCGGUCAAACCCCUUUACAUUACGCCUGCACACGUGGAGACCUGGAUUGUGCGAAGGCAUUGCUUGAAUUUCAUCCCAAGUACAAAGCACGCAUGAUCAGUGCGGUGAAUCGUGAUGGCCGAGGUCCGAUUCAUUUGGCUGCAAUGUAUGACCAUCCGACCCUUAUUGAUUAUCUACUCAGUCAAGGUGCUGAACUGAACGCCAGAGAUAAUAAAUCAAUGACACCACUUCUGCUGGCUUGUUCCAAGGGUAGCGUCGAAGCGUCCAAGCACUUGGUCAGUAUCGGCGCUGAGCUGACGUGUUGUGACGAGAACGGACGAAACUUGGUCAUUUUGCUUUUGUUCAGUGGGGCAGGAGCGGCACGCGAUAUCGUUCCUGUUUUGAUGAAAACAGGGCAGCUCUCCGUUCUUUUCAAUCAGCCAGAUAGGUGGGGUUGUACGUUUAUGCACAUUGCUGCUCGACUUGGACUGCGUGUGGCGGUGCAAAUAGGAGCGCAGUUUGGUGGGCAUAUCCUGGCCAAAGAUAGUGAGCAUAGCACGCCAUUACACUCGGCAGCUCGUUUUGGUCGAAUCCAAAUCUGCCAGUAUAUGUUAGAAAUGAAUGAGGGUAAACGUGCCUUGUUUCUGGCUGACGAUAAAGGACGUCUACCACUUCACCUGGCCGCACAGUAUGGGAACAACCGGGUUGUGGAAUUCCUCCUGGCCAAUGGAUGCCUUUAUCGCAGAUGCCAUGAAGGAAACACUCCUUUGCAUUACGCCGCAAUGAAAGGAAAUGCAGACACCUGUGCCCUUCUACUGGCCAUGAACCCAAGCAUAUUGAAUGAAGUGAACUACACCGGAGCUACUGCACUGCACUUCGCUGCAAUGCAUGCGAACGCAGAUGUGAUCAACUAUCUACUAACUGCAGGAGCUGAUAUUAUUCCUGAUCACAAUGGAUUGUAUUUUAGCUCUUUGGCGUUCCAACCAGGAAGCUAUUUCGCCUCGAGAACCAUUGCAUUGCACAAACGGUUUGUCUCCCUUCUGUUUCCAAGGUUUCCGGAAAUCGCAGCGAAGUUGUGGAAUACUGACCAAUGUCCGAUUGAGAAAAUGAUCCGCAGCGCACCAUCCAUCCUCCUGACAAAAUACGACUUCACUGUUCUGCAGGUCCCACCCCGGGCUAAAGACAAGAGGCCUGUUGCACCAAUGAAACACGUAAAGCUGAUGGUAAAACUGAAGCGGGAAGAACUUCUAAUACAUCCGUUGUGCACGGCCUACCUAGAUGUGAAGUGGAAUACCUAUGGUCGAUGGAUCCAGUUCUUGGUCACUUUGUACUAUCUAAGUUUGAGCAUAUCGAUCACCUGGUUGGCACUGAGACAAAUGCCACUGUCGUGUUAA